This is a messenger RNA of Arabis nemorensis, 963 nucleotides long. NCBI's taxonomy places the organism in Eukaryota, Viridiplantae, Streptophyta, Magnoliopsida, Brassicales, Brassicaceae. The record is from the annotation of a GenBank genome assembly.
AUGGAGGAUUCAGAGAAAAGAAAAGAAAUGUUAAAAGCAAUGCGAAUGGAAGCUACUGCUGCUGCAUCACAGAAUGAUGAUGGUUCUAUGAACACAGCUCACCUCUCAAAUCCGUUGGCUGAGACAUCUACGGACCAGCAGGAAUCGUACGAAACGCCGAGGUUUGAUUAUUACACUCAACCGAUGUCUGCUUAUUCUAGCUUCAAGAGAAACAAGACACCUAAGCAACAAUAUAUCUCAUCUCCUAGUCAUGAAAUCCGCUCUCCGGUACCGCAGUUUCCACCAUCUGCUCCUGGAUCAUUAGGCAGUGACUAUCCGGCACAUACAAAUCAUGGUGGUUUUCAAGCAGCUCAUUAUGGUACUGAUAAUUUGCAUACUGGACCAAGAGGGAUGUCGCAUAUUUCACCCUCACACAGAGGCUCACCCGCUGCUUGGAAUAACAACUUUAGACCUCCGCCAGUUAACUAUUUUCCUCCACCUCACCUGGUACCUGGCCCUUAUCCAUUUUCUCAAGAAAUCCCUGACAUGGGGCAUAAUAGAUUUGGUGGUCGAGGCAGCUACAACAACACCGCUCCACAAUUUCCCCACUACGGACAACAAAAUUCUAAUUGGGCUGGAAACAGAUAUCCUGGUUCAGGAAGAGGCAGAGGUAGAGAACGCGGUAUGAACACAGGCUUUGGUAGAGAUGGAGGAAGAAGACCCAUGGAACUAGGCGCAGAACGAUUUUACUCCAACUCCAUGACUGAAGAUCCCUGGAAGUAUCUUAAGCCAGUCUUAUGGAAGAGUUGCUCAGAUGGUUCUAGCAGCAGCAACUCAACAGGUCGAACCUGGCUUCCGAAUUCUAUAGCACCAAAGAAACCUACGAUGAUCUCAGAAUCUUCCCACAAACCUAGCAGUAAACAGAGCCUUGCUGAGUACCUUGCUGCUUCUCUAGACGAGGCUACGUGUAAUGAGUCAAACUAG